AGAAAAGGGAUUUUUGAAGCAUAUGGAAUGAAUAAAAUUAACAGUUUUGAGCAAAGCUGUUGCAGUGUUUGUCCUCUUUAAAACCCUUUCUGUCAAGACACUGGCCCUGACAAGCCUCUUCAUUAUGAUUGGCAGUGAAGGGAGGGGACAAUAGAGGCCCUGAUAAAUGUGAGGUUUCAUAUUCUCCUCCUGACAAAUCAUCAAUGGCCAGGAACCUUCACCAGACACACUCUGAUGCUCCCACCCACACAAAUUUACAGAAGUCAAAAGUUCCUUUUUCAAUUUGCAGUCAAACAGUGGGCCUUGUUUAUUUCGCUUAAUGAGGGAAAAAGUUAAUGGUCAAAGAAUAGUGAAGCUCAUAAGUGUAUACUGUACACGAACAGAAGGAGAGACAUUUUUGGUUUUCGUUUAGCGAGAGGAAAUUUUGAAACAUUGUGCAAUGGUGCCGCAAAAGUUUUGAAAGGUUGUGAGAGAGUAUUGCCAGCAGAGCCUGAGAAUCGGUUCACUGGAGAAGAGGUCUCCAUGUUGCAUCCAUACAGAAUGGAGAGCUACCUCAUCUCACCCCCUCCAGAGGAAAUGUACGAUCCUGAGAUCUACAGACAACAAAUUACAGAAUAUGCAUAUAAUCCAUAUGUUUUAGAUGGAGAUAUCCAGUCAGAUCACUGGGACUACCACCCACACCAUGUGCACCCUGCAGAAUUUGAAAACCUCCAGGAGACCCACUUCACAGAGCUCCAGAGCGUGCAGCCUCUCCACCCGCCCAGCCUGGGCCGACAUGACACUGUCCGAUGUGACAUGGAGAGCCUGCUGGACCCCAACCUUGGGGCUCAUCCGCAUGUGUUACAGCAGCCAGUGCCAUUCUUCCCUCGAGCCAUAUAUCCACACCUGUCUCCUGUGCAGCGAAGCUCCGAUGAUGAGGAACAUGGUGGACGAAGCCCCCCGUUGGAGGUGUCUGAUGAGGAGUGUCUGAGAGACCGAGUCCCCUCUCUCACAGCUGGAGAGCUCGGGAACAAAAAGAAGAUCCGUUUGUACCAGUUCCUGCUGGACCUUUUGAGGAACGGCGACAUGAAGGACAGUAUCUGGUGGGUGGACCGAGACAAAGGGACAUUCCAGUUCUCUUCCAAACACAAGGAGGCUCUCGCACACCGCUGGGGCGUCCAAAAGGGCAACCGCAAAAAAAUGACCUAUCAGAAGAUGGCUCGUGCUUUGCGAAACUAUGGCAAAACUGGAGAGGUCAAAAAGAUCAAGAAGAAGCUGACGUACCAGUUCAGUGGUGAGGUGCUGGGAAAAACUCAUCUAGAGAGAAAAGCAUAUAUGUAGAUAGAGGGAAUAAUGAACUAUUAUGACAAUCAUGACACAGGGGACAUGAGUGACGUUUGUGCAUAAGGCAGAUGCUAAUGUAGAUGCUUUUAAGUUGUUUAGUCAACCUAGCUGAUCUUGUAAAUAGCAUUAUUUCAACAAUAAUAACGUCAUACCUGCUGUAAGAUAUUGGAGCGUUGCAGGUUACGUAGGUAAGCAACAGAAAUAAACAGUAAUCUAUACCCAGCCUCACAAUAUAUUCCAUGAAGCUAGUAUGGCGCACUGCUAUAUAUAUAUGGAGCUAUGGCAAGACUCCAGAAUGACUCAUUGUCUAUAACAAGACAAGCUGGAUACCAGUUACUAAAGCAGUAUUAUUCAAAGUUGAAGCAGGAAAGUGCAUAUAAGGUCACUUUAGCCUGUGUUUCUAAAGGGAAAUUACUUUGAUGGUAAAAUGCUCCAGUAGAGCAAGAUGUAUAACAACUAGAUGUUCUCACAGAACUCACAGGCAGGUCAUAGUUCACAGUUUUCACGGCGCAGUAUGUGCUGGCAUUCCUCUGACACAGAUGCACUGUGUUUGACUCUUGUGUUGGACUCGCUGAGCGGCUAUUUUGGAUCGCGCGGCUAGGAUCGUGCUCUAGUACAGCAGCACCACAGCAGUUAAAAUUUAAUACAUCAAGGAACUGCAGACAUAAAUAGCAAUAAGAUGAACUGUCCAAGUGCACUCACUGUGAUUUGGUUACCUGUGUACCAUUUUAUAUCACACAGUAAUCACAACAUAUUUGCGUUAUUAGAAAAAGUAAUGAUUUGUACAAAUACAUAACAAUCUGUAUGUUACAGUAAAAAAAAUGACUGAUGUUAAUAGUGCUAAUAUUGUUGGCUGAGAAAAUGUGUUGUAAAAUCACAGGGUGAACGUGUUCUUGUAUCUGUGCACCUUGACACACCGCAGACUCCAACCCCUUUCCCAUAGUGGAACAGCCAAAGGGUAAAGUAUGCAGUAUAUGCUCCAGUCGUUUGUUCUGAAUUUGUAUUGAAUGUUAUCAUGAAAAUGGCUCAAACAUUUUUAUUAUUUUUUCAUGUGUAUCUUUGCAUACUUUGGUCACUGUUUGUCCACAACCUGUAACAAGCAUUUUGUUCACUUCAUACUGUGGCAGAGCAAGACAGAGUUUAGCUCGAACUGUCUGGGAAAUGAGCUGUACAUUACGGUGAUUAGUAACACUAGAGCCAGCUACAGUUGUGCACUUGUGUUACUUGCAACAUAUAAGGCCACGUAUCCAAUAGACAUGCUUAUACUGGAAAAAAAAUAAUCCAUCAUAACAGAUGAUUUACUCUGAUAUUGAGUCGGAAAAUAUCAUUGCAUUUGCCAAAGUGGUGAGAUAAUUGAACUUGUUUCCAGUUUGUCACAAUGAGGUAGAUCACACCUCUGGCAUCAAAAUGUGUCAUUUGAGAAAAACUAGCUGAUUUGCAUCAGAAACAAGUGAAAUUAUGUCUCCCUACUGGCACAUUUGUUUCACUUGUUUUGAGAAAACUGGGACUUAAAGAUUUAAUACAGGAUUAAAUUAGGAGUUGAGAUGAUUUUUUUUUUUUUUUUUUUGUGCAGUGUACAUAUUUAUGCACAUCCUUAUGAAUGCAUAUGUUGUGCUCAGGCACCCGUGCUCAGGUUCAUGCUUGAGCACACACACACACACACGCAGACACACACACACACACACACACACUCACCUCAUUGGACCCAAGAUGAUGAGUGUUUAGCUUGAGCUAACGAAAAAUAAGACAACUUUUUCUUGUCAGUUAAAUGGUCUUCACUUUGAUUUUUUUUUUUUUUUUUUUUUUUUUUUUUUUUGCAUUGUGCACCUUUAAAGAGUGGAGGCCAAUGAUAGAAAGUUAGAAAUAUUUAAAAGCUGUUAGUGAUAGGAGUAUUAUAUGAAUUACAUUGUACUGAAUUAGUACAUUUGUGAACAAACACCAGAUUGGGAAAACAGAAUUGCCAGCUGCUUUCGGGACAACUGGGACAGUUUGCUGACUGAGGGAGAUAUUUAUCACUGCAAAAUGUACCUGAGGAAAGCAGUGAUGUGGACAUGAACUUGAUAUCACAUAAAGGAGAAAAUUGACAUUAUGGCCUGUCUAUCCUCCUCAUUACAUCAUGUUCAAAUGCUUUCCAGCCCCUAUUCUUGACUGUGUGUCAGGUUUUAAUGUCAGGUUUU
Myripristis murdjan (pinecone soldierfish) is the source of this 3500-nucleotide messenger RNA. RefSeq names its product Spi-1 proto-oncogene b (gene spi1b). Gene Ontology annotation, biological process: regulation of transcription by RNA polymerase II; cell differentiation. Gene Ontology annotation, molecular function: DNA-binding transcription factor activity, RNA polymerase II-specific; sequence-specific DNA binding. The coding region runs from base 523 to 1320 and encodes 265 amino acids. The record is from RefSeq and is a predicted model, not a curated record. The transcript is spliced from 5 exons. Lineage: Eukaryota; Metazoa; Chordata; Actinopteri; Holocentriformes; Holocentridae. Gene Ontology annotation, cellular component: nucleus.